ACGCGUGUACCGCCGCCGGCGCCCUCAGUGCCCUACACUCGCGCGGACGACGAGGAAGCGGCAGUCGCGCAGAGGCCGCCGUCGAGCACAAGACCCCCGAGAAGCACAACACGCGCCGUGCUGGACUGUUGGCGUUGUCAGGCCCUUCUUGUAGGCGUCAGUGAGGCGACGGGUUGGCUGGUCUGGGCAGGCCGCGUCCGAACCCUCGAACCUCCCGUUUGCCGAGUCCGCUGGGGUACAUAGCUGACGGUGCCGGAGUGCAGACAGCGGUCUUCUCGGUCGCGGGGAUAGAAAAUGCGACACGGGUCGCCGUGGCGUGCGCAUCGUGGAACGCGUCCAGAGAGCGGCCACUGCGGGCACUGCCCCAACCCCGGGGCGAGGCGGUCUUCGGCGUGCCAAUCCUAGCCAGGGUGACGUCACUUCAACAUGACCGCCGCCACCGCGCUCGUCCUGGGCGUCUUCGCCGCGGUAGUGCUGCAAGUGGUGGGACAGACGCUGCCCGCCAACAUGCCGCAGAUGUUCAUCCCCGCCGGGCAGCAGACGGUGCAGCAGACGACCGGCCAGGGCGGCACGCUGCUCCCGGUGCAGUCGCCCAACUUCCUGACGCAGCUCGGCUUCUCGCCGCAGUCGUCCUUCGCCACGGGGUUGUGUACCUUCGGCUGCAUCCCCAUUCCCGUCGUGCCGACCGUUGUGCCGACCGUUGUCCCCACCGUUGCACCCAUCAGCACGUCCUCCACCACCACCACCACCACCACGACCACCACCACCACCACCACCACCACACCCCGGCCCAAUGUCACCCAGUCGUGCAUCAUCUGCGGGGUCAUCUUCCCCGGCGUGCUGGUGGUGAACAACGCCAGCAGCACGCUGCUGCCCGUCACCGCCACCACGCCGGCCGUCGUCACCACCACGGCCGCCGCCACCACCACGACGACCACGGCCAGGCCCGUGACAGUGGUGGUGCAGAUCCAGCAGCAGGCGCCCAGCAUCUCCUACGUCAACGGCUACCAGCUGCUGCGGCUUAAGCUCGCCCAGAAGGCCUACACCGUCGGCAACGUGCUGGCCGGGUAGUCCCUGGCAGUCCCCGAGACACUGCGGCGCUGUCGCUACCCCUCGACCGAUGUGCGCCCAGAGAGAGUCUCUCCUGCGUGGAGUACCGAUGGAUCGAUUCAUUAUUUUAUUUGUCUGUGGAUCUUACAAAUGACCAGUCUUGUCAUUAUCAUUGCAAAUAAAAAGAAUUGUGUGAUUGUGCGAACGUGUGUGAAUGGGAGAGAGAGAAAAAACACACGCCUGUGUGCCUAGAGCCUGUUUAGUUUUUCUACUCCUAUUUAUAAAUGUAAAGUGUGUCUUCAUAAGUUAUUUUUUCAUCUGAGGAAUAAAACACGUGAAAUCCUUA
Molecule: messenger RNA, 1396 nt
Organism: Thrips palmi
Lineage: Eukaryota; Metazoa; Arthropoda; Insecta; Thysanoptera; Thripidae
Product: cell wall protein DAN4-like
Exons: 3
Coding region: 427-1071 (214 amino acids)
Source: RefSeq, a predicted model, not a curated record